CGCAAUGGCCACUGGCGGGGAACACAGCACGAUGUCUGUUCCAUGCCAGCAAAGCCCGGCGGUGCUGGCAGGCAGCGUCACUUUGACCGUCCUGGGGGCCUGGAUCCUGUACCUAGCAAAGCCUUCGAGCUACGGGAAGCACACGGAGAGCCUGGUGCCCGGGGCUGCCAGUCUGCCCGCCCGCGCUGCCUGGUUUCUUCAGGAGCUGCCCUCCUUCGCGGUGUCUGCGGGCAUCCUGGCCCGACAGCCCCUCUCUCUCUUCGGACCUCCUAGCACUGUGCUGCUGGGCCUCUUCUGCGCACAUUACUUUCACAGGACAUUUAUUUACUCAUGGCUCAUGCGAGGGAGGCCUUUUCCAGCGUUCCUUCUUUUCAAAGCCUUUGUCUUCUGCACUGGGAAUGGUUUACUCCAAAGCUACUAUUUGAUCUACUGUGCUGAGUACCCUGAUGCAUGGUACAUGGAUCUCAGGUUUAGCCUUGGUGUCUUCCUGUUCUUUUUGGGAAUGGGCAUCAACAUUCACAGUGAUUAUAUAUUGCGCCAGCUCAGGAAGCCUGGAGAACUUACUUACAAGAUUCCACAAGGUGGCUUGUUUACGUACGUAUCUGGAGCCAACUUCCUGGGUGAGAUCAUUGAAUGGAUCGGCUUUGCCCUGGCCACUUGGUCCCUCCCAGCAUUAGCAUUUGCGUUUUUCUCGCUGUGUUUCCUUGGGCUGCGUGCUUUUCACCACCAUAGGUUCUACCUCAAAAUGUUUAAGGACUACCCCAAAUCUCGGAAAGCCCUUAUUCCAUUCAUCUUUUAAAGAAUGUGAUCAUUAUGAUGAAUAAUAAUAAGGAGCAAAGCUCCUACACGCCAAUGAAAACAAUGAAGCUGCUGAACUUCACCACAUGUGUUCCUAAUAGUAGGUCUCCUGGGGAUUGUGACUGGGGUUGGCACAGAGCGUCUUGUACCUUUCCCCAGAGCUCUGUCCUGGUCUCCUGUUGGAGCUACGGAAAGCGCCUUUGUCCCAUGGACACUUUUCCUUUCUUAGCAACUUCUCCUGGAAAGUGCAAGAUUCUCCUGGAAUCUUUGGGUGGGUGAUGCAGGUGUAUGGCCCUGACAUGGUCUCUGUGUCUGUGUGGAGUAACUGGGCAGUCAGAAAUGGUUUGGGUGGAAGCCAGUGCUCAAUGAAGCGACGCGUUUUGUGUGCCUUCCUGGAAGAGUGGAGCUGUACAUUCUGAAACCACACAGCCCUAGAACAAACUUCCUCCCACAUGAAGACCUAGUCAUCUCUUCCUUUCCCUUAAUUUGGAAGACUAUGAAAUUACCAGGCAAACCUUGGAUGAAAGGGCCCUCUCCUUGGAUUGCCGAAAGCAUACUCAUGUGCUGACUCCAUUGCAGAUCUGUGCAUUGCUUCUGUUGUUGAGAGAUUUCUCAAUCCCUAUUACAGUCUAUCCCAGAACAUUGGAAUGGGUGCUUUCUCAGAGUCAGGCUGCUUAGGAGCCAAAGGAAAAAAAAUGUUACCUUGAAUGGCUACUGAGAGAGUCAAGAAGUGUUGCAACCACAAAGGUUGCAAACCUGGGUGUUGGGACACUAACGGGACCGUGCUGAAUAAGGAGACUCUGGAGUGAGAAAGUGACGUUGUACUGUCUCCCAGGAUGUGAAGUGUCUCAGAGGUGCUCAAGAUCUUCCCUCUUCUGGAUAUUUUUUAUCGCAAGCCAUGUGACCUGUCCAAGAUGGUGUGUGUGACCUGGAGACAUGGGCACACCAGCCAUCCCAGGGCCCAUGACCAGGUGCUGGGUUAAGCAGAGAACUGCUAAGAGGCAGCGUCAGUAUUAUUGGUCUCAGGAUUUCUCGUCUGUCUGUGUCUCAUACACACACACACACACACAUCAAGCUAUUUAAAAAUGGGGAGUGUUCUGCUUAAAGCUCUGGUAUUCUGGAUUCCAUAAGUAGCUGGAGAUUGCAGCUAGCCAGCCCCUGCAUUUCCACAAAAAAGACAGAGCUGGUUGUCUGAGUCUGCCCUGCUUUGGGAAGGGAUCAGCUGGCAUGACUGCCACCGUGUCCGGCUCUCUGUGGAAGGGGCGGCGCACUCACAGGUAGUAUCCUUGCAAGUACUUGUCUCCUGGGUUUCUGGUAAGCGCUGGCAGUAGUUAGCAAACAUCGGCUCACAGCGGGAGAUGCUCUGGAAGACUUGGAAGGUCGAAGAUGGCGUGGAUGGCUGAAAGCAGAGACUAAUCAUCUCAAUACACGUUUAUGCUAUUCACGAGAUCUCUCUUGAGUCAUGGAGGCUGAGUAAUUUGCUUUGAAUUAAAAGAUCCUGGGGCUUCUAGAGACAUUCACACUGGAACAAAAUGUGUUCUUUUCUCGAUUCCCUUCUGUCGUUUUGCUUUGCUUUGUUUUAUAAAUUUCCUUUUUUCCCCCCAACUUGAGAUAAGGAGCUGUGGGCUGAAAGGUGAAGAUGCCUGGCUUUUACAGCCCCUCAGCACAGCUCAGUAUCCCAGGGAAGUGCUAGGAGGGUCUGGGAAGCUGUUCAUGGCAUCCUAUUCGUGAGGCUGGCUCUCCUCCUGGUAUGCAGGAAAAUAGGGGAGAAGACCCACUCGGUGAGAUAUAUUUUCUGUAUAACUUGGGCUCUGUGGUACACAAAAAGUCUCGUUCUUUGCAUGGCAUUAGAAACUGCCUUUUGCUAAUAAUCUCUUCUCUGAUUAUCCUGUAAAACGGCCACUGAAAUGUAGCAAGAGUUCAAUUCACAGGAGCUGUGCCUGCAGUCUCAGGAUGGAACGGUUAUUUGGCAAUUGUGUGUUUGUGCCACAAGAGGGCGCUGCAUAGUUUUUUUUUUUUUUUUUUUAAACCAGUCCGUCUGGAGCCUUACAUAGUAAGGAAAAAACAAAACUGAAAAACAGAAAGCCAACCUUAUUGCCACUUGAAGUUAGCACGAUCAAAGGCCUUGUUAAAGACAGUGUAGGCUGAACCUCAUGGAAUCUGAAAUCUUUCCUUGGUGAUCAAACUAUUCUCAAUUCUCUAGGGCUGUUUUUAGCCCUGUGGAUGUGUAUAUGGGCUCAAUAUAAUAAAGUUCUGAAUGCAUGAACCUC
Molecule: messenger RNA, 3068 nt
Organism: Ochotona curzoniae (black-lipped pika)
Lineage: Eukaryota; Metazoa; Chordata; Mammalia; Lagomorpha; Ochotonidae
Gene: SRD5A2
Product: steroid 5 alpha-reductase 2
Exons: 5
Coding region: 5-799 (264 amino acids)
Biological process (GO): steroid biosynthetic process
Cellular component (GO): membrane
Molecular function (GO): 3-oxo-5-alpha-steroid 4-dehydrogenase activity
Source: RefSeq, a predicted model, not a curated record